CAUGGCCCGUAAACUGGAGCACCUCAUCAUUCCCAACGCUGGGCUGGGCUUUGCCAUCGGCAUGGUGGACUCGUCCAUGAUGCCGGAGCUGGGUUUCCUCGUGGACAUCCGCCACGCAGCGGUCUACGGUUCCGUGUACGCCAUUGGAGAUACUGCGUUCUGCUUGGGAUAUGCCGUUGGACCUGCAUUCUCUGGAGCUCUAGUCAACAGCAUCGGUUUCGAAUGGAUGCUGGUCAUCAUUGCAAUCCUGAACUUUGCGUAUGCUCCGUUCCUUCUUCUGCUGAGGUCACCGCCAGCAAGGGACGAGAAACAAAGUUUGAUCAUCAGUGACAAGUCAUCGGUACGCUACGUCAGCUACCAAAACGAGGAAGAAGAAUAAAGCCCGCCAAAACCGCCGCCAUCUUGGAUACCGCCGUAAUGUCAUUUUCUUUUUUAUUGUCUUUGGAGUGGUGUUGCUGUACAAAAAUAUGAGGUUUGCUUAGCAAAUAUAAUAAUAAAUAGCGACGUCUAAGGAGUGUACAACCUGCUGUAGUGUUGCCAAAAUAUAUUCAACGAUAUUAUAAUAUAUUU
This is a messenger RNA of Ostrinia furnacalis (Asian corn borer), 570 nucleotides long. Its product is annotated as synaptic vesicular amine transporter. The coding region runs from base 2 to 379 and encodes 125 amino acids. The transcript is spliced from 3 exons. Gene Ontology annotation, molecular function: serotonin:sodium:chloride symporter activity. Gene Ontology annotation, cellular component: terminal bouton; synaptic vesicle membrane. Gene Ontology annotation, biological process: aminergic neurotransmitter loading into synaptic vesicle; transmembrane transport. NCBI's taxonomy places the organism in Eukaryota, Metazoa, Arthropoda, Insecta, Lepidoptera, Crambidae. The record is from RefSeq and is a predicted model, not a curated record.